AUGUCAGGUGAUUUCCUAACAGAAAAAUCAGACGAGGUCUUCAACGUAAACUCUCGCUCCAGAUUCGAAGGUUUAGCCCUUCUAGAGGUUUAUUUUGUGGUAUAUAAACGAAUCUGGAGGCAGGACAAAGCAUCAGUUUCCUUUAGAGACUCCAUCAAGAUCAUCAUGGUUGCCAAGGUCGUCUUCGCUCUGGUGGGCUUAGUUGCCCUCGUGGCUGCCGACAGCUUCGAAAGCUUCGAAAGAUACUCCCGCCCAAGGUUCUCCUCAGGAUCCGCUGAGUCCUUCGAGUCCGGCGAGGCUCGUUACAACUUCGACUGGGCCGUCAACCACGGCCCCUCCCGCAACGACUUCGGACACCAGGAGGCCGGGGACGGCGAGAACACCCAGGGAUCCUACUUCGUCCACCUCCCCGACGGCCGCCUGCAGAAGGUGGCCUUCCGCGCUUCUGACGACGACGGAUACAUCGCCGAGGUCACCUACUCCGGUGAGGCUCAGUUCCCCGACUCCUUCGAAUCCUACGAGUCCCGUGAGGCUCCCAGGAGGUUCUACUAUGGCUCCAACGAGUCCAAGUAAAUCCUUGAAAGGACACGAGCGAAAUAUGCUUCUCAGAUAAACCCGCAGAUCCGAAAGACUUGUCUGCUGCUGGCAACCACCAGGUCUUCCGAUGUUAUGUAUUUAUUAUUUAUUAAAAAGCAGAUAUGAA
Molecule: messenger RNA, 703 nt
Organism: Macrobrachium nipponense
Lineage: Eukaryota; Metazoa; Arthropoda; Malacostraca; Decapoda; Palaemonidae
Exons: 4
Coding region: 1-573 (190 amino acids)
Cellular component (GO): extracellular matrix
Source: RefSeq, a predicted model, not a curated record